CCAUGUUAAGUACGAAACUGGACGAGAUCAAAGCUGUGCGGAGUCGAUGACGACUCGAAUUCAACCCGUUAGAAACCGCGCUAACAACAAAUCAAUCUUUGAUCUUUUGAUUUGAUAGCUUUUACUCCUCUCUGUCAUCAGCCGGCGAAGCAGCUGGCUGAAGCGGUUUUUGACUUUUCCCCCCCUCCGACCAGAAGGCCAAAGCGGCUGCCAUGGAUUUUUAAGGCAUAAUGCGGCGGGUAUAGCAAUGGCAAUGCAUCAGGCAAAGAAAUAUCAACUGCGAGACUCCAUCCUCGCAACUGCUAAGCAGUUGGGCUCGAAUACCGUCCGCGGUAUACCUGUGAGCCAGCCGGUCCCCCUGCUCCUCGACCGGAGGAAGCUAACGCUAGCAAGUUAGCCGCCAUUAACUCGUGACAUCGAGUUAAAAGAUUUUGAUCCAUCGAUUUCAUUUGAACGUCAUCACCAACACCGAUCAAAAUGAAGCCUCAAGACAUCAUCAGCGCGAAGGCCAGCCUGUGGAUCUUCGGGUACGGCUCACUGGUGUGGAAGCCUGACUUCAAGUACAAGAGGAGCAAGGUCGGUUACGUUGAAGGCUACAAGAGGCGUUUCUGGCAUGGAGACAACUUCCAUCGCGGGAACGACGAGUUGCCCGGAAGAGUGGUGACGCUGAUUGAAGAUGAUGACGCAAGCACAUGGGGUGUGGCGUUCGAGGUGACAGGCCCUCAAGUCGAGGAGUCUCUGAAGUACCUGAAUGUGCGUGAGACCGAAUGCGGUGGCUACAUUACCAAAAUGGUAGAUUUCUUCCCUGAUGGGGAGAGCCACUCACCAGUGAAGGCACUCGUGUACAUCGCCACAACCCAAAACCCCCUGUACCUGGGGCCGGCCAGUCCGGAAGAGAUCGGCGCCCAGAUCGCGGUGUGCAGAGGGAAGACAGGCCACAACCUGGAGUACCUGCUCCGGCUGGCUCAGUUCAUGAGGAGCAGCUGCCCACAUGUGGAUGACCAUCACCUGUACGCCAUUGAAGCAGCAGCUCUUAGAGUGGUGUCCUGUCUGUUAAAAGUCCAGUAGUUGGUACCCCUGUCAAACACCACACAUGUGCACAACACUGAGGCUUUCCAUCGGUCACUCGUAUCAAACUUAUGUUGUUAAAUGACACAUUCAUCCAUUAAAUACUAAAGUGAUGAGAAAAGCUUUCGAUCAACUUUUUUUGUGAACCGUUAGUACAUCUACUAAACUAAUGUCUGACUUGUUUUCUGUAAACAUCUGUCACAACAGUGUACUGUAUAUAUUUUUUUAUUUGCACAGUUUUGAUCCCGUCCAGUGUAUUCGCACUACAGCGGUUGCUAAGUGACUACUGUUCAACUGUUUGCCUGUUUUUGGCCUUUGUCAAUAUUUCCAUCCAUUGCAUCUGCCAAUAAAAGGUUAACAGAAA
Molecule: messenger RNA, 1432 nt
Organism: Solea solea (common sole)
Lineage: Eukaryota; Metazoa; Chordata; Actinopteri; Pleuronectiformes; Soleidae
Gene: chac1
Product: ChaC, cation transport regulator homolog 1 (E. coli)
Exons: 3
Coding region: 478-1068 (196 amino acids)
Biological process (GO): glutathione catabolic process
Cellular component (GO): cytoplasm
Molecular function (GO): gamma-glutamylcyclotransferase activity; glutathione specific gamma-glutamylcyclotransferase activity
Source: RefSeq, a predicted model, not a curated record